Molecule: messenger RNA, 2173 nt
Organism: Jatropha curcas
Lineage: Eukaryota; Viridiplantae; Streptophyta; Magnoliopsida; Malpighiales; Euphorbiaceae
Gene: PUB49
Product: plant U-box 49
Biological process (GO): protein folding; protein polyubiquitination; protein peptidyl-prolyl isomerization
Cellular component (GO): catalytic step 2 spliceosome
Molecular function (GO): ubiquitin protein ligase activity; peptidyl-prolyl cis-trans isomerase activity
Source: RefSeq, a predicted model, not a curated record
UCCUGUGACAUAAAAGUCGGAGAAGCAGAGAGCAGAAGGCGUAGCUUGAGCUUUGCGGUCUUUGAUUUAGGGAGCUGAGAUAUAGAUAGCCGUAAAACCCUUAUUUCUCGAAAUCGCCAUCGAUAGCUAACAGAAGAGAUGGGGAAGAAGCAACACAGCAAAGAUCGAAUGUUCAUAACAAAAACAGAAUGGGCCACCGAAUGGGGUGGCGCCAAAUCUAAAGAGGUCCAUACUCCUUUCAAGCGCCUCCCCUUCUAUUGCUGCGCUCUCACAUUUACACCAUUUGAGUUUCCAGUGUGCACCACAGAUGGAAGCGUCUUCGAUAUAAUGCAUAUUACUCCUUACAUAAGGAAGUAUGGGAAGCAUCCAGUUACUGGAGCUCCGCUCAAGCAGGAGGAUCUUAUCCCAAUUACUUUUCACAAGAAUUCUGAAGGAGAGUAUCAUUGCCCCGUAUUAAACAAAGUUUUUACUGAAUUUACACAUAUAGUUGCUGUGAAGACUACAGGGAACGUAUUCUGUUAUGAGGCAAUUAAAGAGUUAAACAUCAAGACCAAGAAUUGGAAGGAGCUGCUCACUGAUGAGCCAUUCACUAAGGAAGACUUGAUAACAAUUCAGAAUCCUAAUGUCCUUGACAGUAAGGUCACUCUGGAUUUUGACCAUGUUAAGAAGGGGCUGAAAAUUGAUGAUGAAGAGCUGAAGAAAAUGAGUUCAGAUCCAACUUAUAACAUUAAUAUAUCUGGAGAUAUCAAGCAGAUGCUGGAGGAGCUUGGAACUGAGAAAGGAAGGGAAACUGCACUUCAUGGUGGAGGCGGCAACAAGGCACAGAAGGAACGGGCUGCUGCACUUGCUGCCAUUUUGGCUGCAAGGUCGCGAAUUAAGGAGGAUUCCAAAUCAGAUUCAAAUGGAGAGUCUAAACCCCCACAGGCUUAUAGUAUUGUAGAUGCUGCAUCUGCUGCAGUACAUGGAAGAAGUGCUGCUGCAGCUAAAGCUGCAUCAGGUGAUAAAACUGCUGCUCGAAUAGCCAUGCACAUGGCUGGUGAAAGGGCACCUGUGAAUGCCAAAAUGGUGAAAAGCCGUUACACUACUGGUGCUGCUUCUCGAUCCUUCACUUCUACCUCUUUUGAUCCUGUCACAAAAAAUGAGUUUGAAUAUAUUAAAGUUGAGAAAAAUCCAAAGAAGAAAGGUUAUGUUCAGUUGCACACGACACAUGGUGAUUUGAACAUUGAAUUGCACUGUGAUAUAACUCCAAGGACGUGUGAGAACUUCAUCACCCUUUGUGAGAAAGGCUACUAUAAUGGAGUUGCUUUUCAUAGAAGCAUUCGGAAUUUUAUGAUUCAAGGUGGUGAUCCUACCGGGACUGGGAGAGGAGGCGAAUCUAUAUGGGGGAAACCUUUCAAAGAUGAGCUGAACUCCAAGUUGCUACAUUCUGGAAGAGGGGUUGUUAGUAUGGCCAACAGUGGGCCUCACACCAAUGGUUCUCAGUUCUUCAUCCUCUACAAGUCUGCCAAUCAUUUAAACUUUAAACAUACAGUUUUUGGUGGGGUUGUUGGUGGCUUGACUACAUUGUCAGCAAUGGAAAAGGUUCCUGUGGACGAUAAUGACCAUCCUCUGGAAGAGAUAAAGAUCAAUAGUGUAACAGUAUUUGUUAAUCCAUAUGCGGAGCCUGAUGAAGAAGACGAACAAGAGAAGGCCAAAGAUGAAAAGGACGCUGUUGAUGAAGAAAAUGUUAGUUUUUGGACCCAAUUGGUGCAGAUUAUCGUCUUGACAAGGUGGGGUCAUGGUAUAGCAAUCCAGGCACAGGAACAACAGAAUCUGGAACCAUGGGUGGUGGCGGGGUUGGAAAAUACUUGAAAGCAAGAAAUUCUCAGCCCGAAUCUGCUGUCUCGGAUGCCAAUUUAUCAACAAUGGCCAUGACAAAGAAAAGGAAAGUAGGAGUUUCAAAAGCAGAGUUCAAAGACUUCUCUAGUUGGUAAGGAUUCCCCCAAAUGUUGUGCAAUACUUGAUGAGUUGGUUGAAAACAAGGAACUGGUGUAGGCUGCAGUCUAACCAGUAAUGUAACAUAUAUUCUUUUGAGGUAAUGAAAAAUCAAAUGGAUACAGUUAAAGAGAGCAUUUCACAUUACACUGAAUUGUAAAAGAUGUAUUUAUUAGUCAGAAAUAAUUUGAGAUAACAA